Messenger RNA from Prorocentrum cordatum, 1400 nucleotides. Lineage: Eukaryota; Dinophyceae; Prorocentrales; Prorocentraceae. The record is from the annotation of a GenBank genome assembly.
AAGGCGCGCCGCGCCGCGCCGCGCCGCGCCGGCGCGAUGGAGGACUACUCCGCGUGGCCGGUCCGCGCCCUGAAGGCGGAGCUGCAGGCGCGAGGCGUGCCAUGCGGGGACUGUACGGAGAAGCGCGAGCUCGUGGAGCGGCUGCGCAGCUCGCCUUCGGGGGCGAGGGGCGCGCCCGCGGCCGCGGCCGCGGAGAGCUCUGGGGCGGCGCCGGGCGCACGGCAACCGCAGGACAACGUUGGCCCUGAGACCAGCGAGGUGCGCCGGGUGCUGGAAUGCUCGCCGACAGAUUACUACCGGAUAUUGCAGGUGUCGAGCUCUGCGGACGCCGACGAGCUGAAGAGGGCUUAUCGCAAAUUGGCUAUCAAGCUUCACCCCGAUAAGUGCAACGCGAGGGGCGCCGACGAGGCUUUCAAGCGCGUGGGGCAGGCCUACACCAUUCUCAGCGACCCGCGCAAACGAACUGCUCACGACUGGGGAGGCGGCGGCGCCGACGGCGCUGGCGCUGCGGCCGGGCGUGGCCCCAUGUUCGGCGACCAGGACGCUGAGGAGCUCUUCCGCGCCUUCUUCGGCGAUCCCGGCGGAGCUGGCGGCCCCUGCGCGGGCGGCGGGCGCCGAGGCGCGGGCGGAUCGAGCGUCUCCCCCGCCACGGCGACGGACAUUGCGGAACGAGCUGCGGGCCUGUUUGCGCGGCUGAGCAAGACGUUUGCGCAGAACCCCUGGACGCUGGUGACGCUACUGAGUGGCUUGGCGUCCCUGGUCAGCUUUAUGGAGACCUUGACGACACUACUUGGUGGCUGGUGUAUUGUCGCGAUUCCCUUUGCUGCGAUCGGGCUGUACAAGUGCCCGCCCGACCAGCGGCGAAACUUGGGAGUCUUGUUCGGUGUACUGCUCUGCUCUGGAAUUCUUUUCUAGCCGCACGGACGGUGGCUCCACCACCCGUGCCUGCCGGGAGCCCUGAGACGGGGGUCAGUUCAAACGGGGAUCAGCCGGAGCGCCUGACCUUGCAGGAUCCUGCAGGGCCCGGGGUGCAUUGACCCGGGCUUGUGCGAUCCUGCAGGAUCCCGCGGGCUCUUGGCACUCGCCUGACUGACUCGCGUUGGCGCUCGCCUCGGUCCGUGCGUCCCCGAGCCUGGUGGGCAGUGGUCAGUGGUGCCCGGCAGCUCCUCCACCCGCCGACUGAGCCAGGCCGAGGCGCUCCCGGCGCCCCAGGCCGGCCCCCCCCCCCUGCGGCGGGUCCGCGCUGCGCGCCGGUCGCCCGCCGGGCCGCCCUCCCGAGCACGCGCGGAGCCUGCCGACCGCGCUGCGGCACUGCGGCGCGGCGCGGUCGGAAACUCUAUGGGAGGCACAGAGACAUACUAGUACUAUAUGUCCUCCUUGGAGGCGAGCGUCCGACCCGA